Molecule: messenger RNA, 3024 nt
Organism: Pogoniulus pusillus (Red-fronted tinkerbird)
Lineage: Eukaryota; Metazoa; Chordata; Aves; Piciformes; Lybiidae
Gene: AGBL5
Product: AGBL carboxypeptidase 5
Exons: 11
Coding region: 51-2450 (799 amino acids)
Biological process (GO): proteolysis; protein deglutamylation
Molecular function (GO): metallocarboxypeptidase activity; zinc ion binding
Source: RefSeq, a predicted model, not a curated record
CCGGGCCGGGCCCGGCGGAGCGAUGAGCGGGCCGCGGCGGCCCGGCAGCCAUGGAGAUCCGGUGUGGGGGGCUGCUUUUCAGCUCCCGCUUCGACUCGGGCAACCUAGCACGUGUAGAGCAGGUAGACUCGACCGGGACUGGAGGAGGCCCCGCGGGCCGGGCCUCCGCGCUGCCCGCCGCCGACUACGAGUUUAACGUCUGGACGCGGCCCGACUGUGCCCACACGGAGUAUGAGAAUGGCAACAGGUCCUGGUUUUACUUCAGCGUGCGGGGAGGGGCUCCGGGGAAGCUGAUCAAGCUGCACAUCCUGAACAUGAAUAAGCAGAGCCGGUUGUACUCUCAGGGCAUGUCCCCCUUCGUGCGCACCCUGCCCGUGCGGCCCCGCUGGGAGCGCAUUCGUGAGCGACCCAGCUUCGAGAUGGUGGAGACGCAGUUUGUACUGUCCUUCGUGCACCGCUUCCUGGAGCACCAUGGUGCCACUACCUACUUUGCCUUCUGUUACCCAUUCUCCUACUCCGAGUGCCAGGAGAUGCUGGCGCAGCUGGAUGGCCGCUUCCAGGAGUGUCGGCACAUGUCUCCCAGCAGCCCCCUUGACUCUGUCUAUUACCACCGGGAGCUGCUCUGCCACUCAUUGGACAAGCUGCGAGUUGACCUGCUGACCAUCACCUCCUGCCAUGGCAUGCUGGAGAAGCGGGAACCCCGCCUGGACAAGCUCUUCCCGGACACCAGCACUCCUCGGCCACGGCGCUUCAUGGGGAAGAGGGUAUUCUUCCUGAGCAGCAGAGUGCACCCAGGAGAAACACCCUCCAGCUUUGUCUUCAAUGGAUUCCUGGACUUCAUCCUGCGGGAGGAGGACCCCCGUGCCCAGAUGCUGCGGCGCAUGUUCGUCUUCAAGCUCAUUCCUAUGCUGAACCCUGACGGGGUGGUGCGAGGCCACUAUCGAACUGACUCCCGUGGGGUAAACUUGAACCGCCAGUACCUGAACCCCGACGCUGAGCUGCACCCUGCAGUGUUCGGGGCCAAAGCUCUCGUCCUCUACCACCACGUCCACAGUCGCGUCCUGCCAGGCUCUCCUGACUGGAGGACCUUUGUCUCCCCGCUCAGCAGCAGCUUACUGAGAACAAAAUCUUCCAACCAUUCCGUCCGCAGCAGCGGCCUGUUCCCAGAGCCUGUGCUCUUGGAGCUGGAGAAAGCAAAUAACCUCCGGAACUUGCCCAGCUCCUGGCGUGCCAGCAGCUACUUCAGCCCUUCUCAGGAAGCCCAUCGCUCAGGAGCGCCAGGCAGCACGGGCCGGGCCGGUUGGAUCCUCUCAUCAAGCCACACCACAGAGCACUGUGAGGAGGAGGCUAGGAGGCCUCUGCCAGCACCUCUUCCUGAAACCAUCCUGCCCCAGGACAGUGGGCUGGCCUACUACGUGGAUCUGCAUGGGCACGCCUCCAAGCGCGGCUGCUUCAUGUACGGCAACAGCUUCAGCAACGAAAACGACCAGGUGGAGAACAUGCUGUUCCCCAAACUCAUCUCCUUGAACUCCCCUCACUUCGACUUCAUGGGCUGCAACUUCUCAGAGAAGAACAUGUAUGCACGGGACAAGCGGGACGGGCAGUCCAAGGAGGGCAGCGGGCGAGUGGCUGUCUACAAGGCCCUGGGCAUCAUCCACAGCUACACGUUGGAGUGCAACUACAACACAGGGCGCUCAGUGAACAGCAUCCCUGUGGCCUGCCAUGACAAUGGGCGAGCCAGUCCCCCACCCCAGCCCACCUUCCCCUCCAAAUACACCGUGGAGCUUUUCGAGCAGGUUGGGCGAGCCCUGGCCGUGGCGGCCCUGGACAUGGCCGAGUGCAAUCCCUGGCCCCGCAUCGUCCUCUCGGAGCACAACUGCCUCAGCAACCUGCGUGCCUGGAUGCUGCGUCAUGUGCGCAGCAUGAAGGGUGCAGGCGGGGGCCCGCGGCGCAGAGGAGGUGCCAGGACCCCCCCGCGAAGCUCCACUGGGAUCCCCAUCUCUGCCUCUGAUAACGCCCUGUCCCGCGCCAGAAGCUUCAGCAAUGGCACCAGCGGGAGUGGUAGCAGCCAGCAGGACUCACCGCAGCUCAAGGCCUCUCCCAGCUUCACCUUUGGCUGCAGCAGCCCCUCGGCUCAGUCCGCCACAGACCAGAGUGCUCAGCAUAGCAGCACCAGAGCCUCAUCUGUGGGCAGAGGGUGCUGGAUGCCCUCUGUGCUCAGCCCCACACUCUGGGAAAGAACAAACAUCGACUUGUGGCUUCUGCCACCCAGCUUCUGCCAGGAACCGAGAGGCUCGGGACAGAGGCUUGGGGCAGUGACCAAAGGGCUUCUGGAUAAGCCAGCACGGAAAACUUCCACUCGAUUUCCUUUGGCCUCAGCCACUCCCAAAGCAUUCCUGAGGCUUGUGGGAUACACCAAAGUGCCUUUUCCCUUUCCAGACGCCUGCUGAGCAGCACUUGUUCGAUCGAAGGCCAUGGCUCUGGCAGGGCUUUAGUCACUGGGAGGCUUGGAACAGGCAGUGAGUGCUGGCCAGGGGGUACCGAGCUGCCAAGGGGCAAGGGCUCAAUGCUGCUGCAGAGCUGGCCCCUUGGGGGUUUGGUGCUGCUGAUGGUUGGGAAACCCCAGUGCCGCAUUCUACUCUGGGCUGUUCCUGCAAGCCCCCAGGUAAGGGAAUAGGGCUGGCCUGAGAGCCCCAGUCUGCCGUGGGGCUCUGGGCCUGAGUGAGCACUGUGCUCUGAGGUGUGCAAAUGCCCAGUGAUGGGAGGUGUGUGGGUGAGGGGCUGCCAUCGGGGCGGAGGGGCUGCAGGUGUGACUCUGGGUGCAAGUCUGAAGCCAUCGUGGUGUUGUGCUACUGCUCUUGGGAGACGUCUCAGUGUUCUUGACUGUCAACUGGUUUCUUGUGCUCCACCUGUUUCUCGCCUUGCUUAGUCCUCUGUGUUUGCUCUCCAGCACUGUGUAGUGGCUGUUUCUCCUCUACCAUAAGAUUGUGGUGGGGAAGAAAUAAAAUGUUUCUGUUCUUAUGG